AUGUCAGACUUUUACACAAAGGCCAGAUUCACUGUCCCAAGGACCAGUGCCACCCAGUGCAGUUCGGUCCCUGAGCCCCGCUUCGGCAAACGGAUCGGGAACGACUUCGCCAUGGGCGCCACAGUCCUGUUCGAGUGUAACCCCGGAUACAUCCUGCACGGUUCCACCGCUAUCCGCUGUGAGACCGUCCCUGACACCUUGGCCCAAUGGAACGACUCGCUACCCACAUGUAUUGUGCCGUGUGGAGGGACCYUGACGGCACGCAGGGGGACCAUCCUGUCCCCGGGUUACCCCGAGCCCUAUGACAACAAYCAGAACUGCGUCUGGAAGGUCUCGGUGCCCGAGGGCGCUGGAAUCCAGAUCCAGGUGGUGAGCUUUGCUUCGGAACACAACUGGGACUCUCUGGACUUCUAUGACGGAGGUGACAACCACGCUCCGAGACUGGGCAGCUACUCAGGCACCACCAUCCCUCAGUUGCUCAACAGCACAUCCAACAACCUGUACCUGAGUUUCAGUUCAGACAUCAGUGUGUCUGCUGCUGGAUUCCAUCUGGAGUACACAGCCAUAGGUCUGGAGUCCUGUCCAGAGCCACAGACCCCCAACUAUGGCAUCAAGGUUGGAGAGCGCUACAUGGUUGGAGACGUGGUGCUGUUCCAGUGUGAACAAGGCUACUCUCUGCAGGUAAGAGAUCAUACUCUCUACAGGUAA
This is a messenger RNA of Salvelinus sp. IW2-2015, 708 nucleotides long. Lineage: Eukaryota; Metazoa; Chordata; Actinopteri; Salmoniformes; Salmonidae. The record is from RefSeq and is a predicted model, not a curated record.